Molecule: messenger RNA, 4242 nt
Organism: Oryzias latipes (Japanese medaka)
Lineage: Eukaryota; Metazoa; Chordata; Actinopteri; Beloniformes; Adrianichthyidae
Gene: ankrd27
Product: ankyrin repeat domain 27 (VPS9 domain)
Biological process (GO): neuron projection morphogenesis; early endosome to late endosome transport
Cellular component (GO): neuron projection; transport vesicle; tubular endosome
Molecular function (GO): SNARE binding; guanyl-nucleotide exchange factor activity
Source: RefSeq, a predicted model, not a curated record
AGAGGUCAGUGUGGGAUGUGUGUCUGGACGGUGUUGAUGGUUGGAGUCUGGUGGACCACAGGGUCUGCUUAGCUUCCUAGUUUGGCCUGGAGGAAGAAUCCUGUCGUUCAGCCGGGUCCCACUGGACAAAGGGCCCCAAAGAGCGUGUUCAGACGGCCUCGUUCCUCCCGGACCUUCAGCAGCUGUUAGCAUCCGGAUGAGCGCCGCUGUUGGCGGCUUCCGUCGAACACCGUCAUGCCCAGACCCGGAUGACCGCUGGGGCUGACUCGGGGCAGGGUCCGGGGCUGCAGCUCCCCAUGGCUGCUUAUGAUGAGGACAUCCUGAAGAACCCUUUCUACGUGGCGUUGGCGAAGCAGAGACCAGACCUGUGCAGGCGAGCGGCAGAGCACCAGGGCGUGGUCCUGGUUCCCUGCUGUGACAGUCUGAGCGUCAGCGGCAGCUCCGACUCGCACUUCGACAGCUAUGUGCUGCAGCCUCUGGAGGACCGAUACAAGACCGCCGAUGGAAAGGAGGUCAGGAUCCAGGACAGGCAGGUCCUGCUGGGAUCCGGCUUCCCGGCUCCGUCUGUGGUCCCGAUCCUGUUUGAGGAGACCUUCUACAAUGACCAGGAGCAGAGCUACAGCAUCCUGUGCAUUUCCAGGCCCCUGGAUGGGGAGCCCGGCGCCGCCGAGGUCAGCCCACCUCAGCCUUACUGCCUGAGGAGCCCGGAGGACGUCAGGGACUUCUUGGGUCGGCACGGCCAGAAACUGGACAAGUUUAUCCACAGCUUCUGUCAGACCUUCAAGGAGCAGGAAAGGAAGGGAAUCCGACACCACAUAGACUCUGUGAACGGCCUCUACGCUAAAUGUCUUCAGUGUUUGCUGAGAGACUCUCGCCUGAAACUUCUGGCUAAGCAGGAGCUUCAGAUGACUCUCCUCAAACAGGCAGUGGAGAUCUAUGUUCAUCAUGGCAUCCAUGAUCUAAUCUUUAACCUGGUGGGAACCCUUGAAGCUGCUCAGGACGCUGCCUUCAACAAAACCAGCAGGAGUCUGCAGGAGCUGCAGCAGAAGGAGCUGGGAGUCAAACCGGAGUUCAGCAUGAACCUGUCUCGUGCAAAGAGAGAGCUGAGUCAGCUCAACCAGCAGACGGCGCCGCUCCUGAAGCUGCUAUGCCUGCGCAGGGUUGUGCUGACGGCCACGCAGACCCCCACAUGCACAGGCAGCAUGGAGGCGGUGAGCGCCGACGACCUGCUCUCCGUCAGCUUGUACCUGCUGGUGAAGACGGAAAUCCCAAACUGGAUGGCCAACCUGAGCUACAUUAGAAACUUUUGCUUCAGCAGCUCCAGCAAAGACGAGCUCAGCUACUAUCUGAGCACUUUUGAGGCUGCAGUGGAGUACAUCAACCUGGGGAAGCUGCAGGCCUCUGCUUCGGGUGAGCUCAGAGACAAGGCACUGUUCAAGGAACGGAUGAGUCUGCUGGCUCAGAAUUCAGCCACGCCCAUCCACCUGCUGUUUGAGCACAUAGCCAAUGGAAAUGAAUCCGAAGUGGAGCGUCUGCUGAGUGAGGGUGAAGCUGAUGAAGAUGUUAGGAUGUGUCACCCCCUCUGCUCCUGUGACGUCUGUGACGCCCAGCUGUCUGGGCGACUCAACAACCUGGCCAUCGUCACGCCGUUCUCCAGAGAUGACAGAGGAUACACCCCCCUGCACGCCGCUGCCGCCUGUGGCCAAGCCAAGCUCAUUGACCUGCUGGUGCACAAAGGAGCCCAGGUGAACGCCACAGACUACCACGCCCUGACUCCACUGCACCUGGCCUGCCAGCGAGGACACCAGGGAGUCUCUGAUUUGAAUUCUGAUAUUGAUGGACGGCUGAGGUUUCAGGAGAGAAAGGAGGUUAACUUCUUGUUAUGUUCACGAAUGUUUCUGCUGCUGCUGCACUACAAGGCGAAUGCUGACGCUCAAGACAACAGUGGCAACACGGCGCUGCACCUGGCCUGCAUGUAUGGGCACGAAGACUGUGUGAAGGCCUUGGUUUACUACGACGUACAGACAUGCCACCUGGACUUGCAGAACGAUAAAGGUGACACGGCGCUGCACCUGGCCGCACGCUGGGGUUAUGAGGGAAUCAUCCUGGUUCUCCUGGAAAACGGGGCCAACACGCACAUCCUCAACAAGAACAAGGAGUCCCCGCUGCAGUGCGCCCUCAACUCCAAGGUUCUCACGGUGCUGCAGUCCAUUCAAAACGAGCAUCAGCGCCUUGGUCUGGAUUCUCGCAGUUACUCCCCCCUGGCCUCAGACUGCAGCAGCCGGCGCUCCUCCGUCUCCAGCACGUCGUCUCUGGGGUCAGAGGUCAAACCAGAGACUGAGCGCGUCAGUCACAGAGAGAUGGAGAAGCUGCUGCUGGCCAUCGCUGAUGGGGACGUGGAGAUGGUGCGCUACCUGCUGGAAUGGGCAGAUGAGGAAGAGGAGGAUCAGCUGCUGCAGGGUGAGGCACCACUCUGCCACCCGCUGUGUCAGUGCCCGACCUGCGCUCCUUCUCAGAGGCUGUCGGUGCAGCAGGCAGGAGCUCUGGGCGUCAACAGCUGCAAUGCCGAUGGCUUCACGCCGCUGCAUGUUGCUGCCCUGCAUGGCCACUCGGCCUUAGCCGGCCUGCUCAUUCGCCGUGGCGCCAACAUCAACGCCCGCACCAACCAGAGCGCCACACCGCUUCACCUCGCCAGCCAGAACGGUCACCAUCAGGUGGUCCGGCUUCUGCUGGAGUGUAAUGCCAAGCUGAACAAGAAGGACUGCCACGGAAACACGCCUCUCAUGCACGCGUGCCUGUCUGGACACCUGGAGACGGUCAGCAUGCUGCUGCAGAGCAAAGCCAUGGUAGACACAACCAACCUGCAAGGAAACACUGCCCUCCACGAGGCGGUGCAGGGGGGGCACCUGGGACUCGUGGAGCUGCUGCUUAGGGGGGGCGCCUCCCCAGGCAUCAGGAACAGACGGCAGAGGACCCCGCUGGACUGUGCCUACGAGCUCGGGGGAAAGAACACGGAGAUCCUGAGAGCGCUGCAGAGGGCUUCCGGACUCCCCACUGAUGCCGAACCCCUCAAGCUUCUGUCUGUCCCCAGAGGAACCCUGGCCCACUCCUUUGUGCAGCAUUUGAGGCUGCAGGAUAACGGCAGGAAGCAGAAGCCGCCCCCCCCAGUAAACAGGAUACAGCAGAUGAGGAAAGGUUGGAGUGGACCCCCUCCCAGGAGUUCACCGCCCUUUUCCCAGGAGGAUCCAGGCAGACGGAGGCUGAGGCGGGGGGAGACGAUGGAGAUCAGCAGCCCCUCUCGUCGAGGAGAUCGCCCCCUGGCCCGCUGUCACACCCUGGAUUCUGCCGUGCCCCCACCGGAGCCAACCGAGGCCCCUCCCACUCCAGGCUCCACAGAGGGCAGUGACCUGAAGGAUGAAUCCCACCCCCCAGCAUCAGUGGAGGGCCUCCGCUAGCACAGGCUCAGAGCUCUGGAAACAUGAUGGCCCCACCCCUCUGAAAGGUUACACAGCUCCCCCAUUGGUUGAUCCUUUACCAUGCCCCCCAACUCACCAUACGAGGAGCACUGCACCCGACAUAACAUGGAGUCAUAAUGCCCCUUCCCCUUGACUCACACACUCCUCAACUCUUUACCUGAGUUUGCUGAACCUGCCCUCAGUUUGUGGCUCUGCCCUCAAAGCUGCUGCAUGGAUGUUCUAAUGUUUCAGACUCAAAUGAAUGAAGAUGAAUAAAUUAGUUUACAGAGAAAAAGGGAUGAUAACAAACUUGAACUUUAGUUGGAUAUCGGCUGCUUGUAACACCAAGGCUGGCCUGUGGGGGGCGGUGUUGUGCUAUCGUCAGAGCACCUGCAUAGACGUCCUCUGAGCUGUUUGUUUCCAGAACAGAACCCGUCUCCUCUGCUCCGACUGUUCCAGUACUCUGCAAUCCUAAAAGGAUUUUAAACAUCUUCACCAUAACACCAAUAGAACCGUAAUGGUCUGCAGUCUUUGAAUGCAGCAUUGGGGAGGGUCAGCGCCCAGAUAACUAAACCUGAGAGAAACGAAGCAGAUGUUUGGUACAGGUGAGACGUAAACCUCACUGACGCACUCAUUCAUAGAUGGGGUGAGCUCAGCGGCGCCCUCUAGGGUUCAUCAUAGAAGCACCAUGCGAAUCACACUUUUUUAAUAUGCAGGUAGAAAGUACAAAAUUGUAAAUGUGCCUUAUUUAACUCUCUUACACAAUAAAUUUGUUAAUUUAAAACAA